GGAUCUCAGUCACCUCUCACCAUGAAAAGUUUUGCUCUUCUUUUCCUAGUAGUGAUCUGUAGCACGGGAGGACUGGGACAGAAGUUGAAGCCAAAGAAAAGAAGCAAUGGUGAAGUAAUCAAUUUUCGGACUAAAACCAAAGAUGUCUGCACAAUGACCAUGAAUGGGGAUGAGGAGAUGAAACUUAGAAUUGAAUGCAAAAGCCAAGGCAUGACCUACUGGUGUGAAUUCACUGGCAAGCCAUCAGUCUGUCGUGCUUUCAUAAACAACCCAAAGAUUUACUGGAACCAGAUCGCCAUGGAACUUAGAAAGCUCCCACACGCCUGUGAAUCCACACAGGUGUUGAAGAUCACCAUGUGCCAGAAGGCUCCCUCAGCAGCUCUCAUGAAGCAAAUAGCUGCUGGUAUGGAACCAGGAGAUGCAGCAAACCAGGUCAAAUCAGCCCAGAGAACUUCCACUUCUGGAAGGGGAGCAGGGAAAAGCUCUAUUAAGAAAAUACUAAAACCUCCAAUACUACCACUUAUAAAACCAACCCAACAUAGUCAAGGGUCUGAAAAUGAAACAGAAGCAAUGAAGCUGGCCCGGGAACAUUGCUGGGAAUCCCUGCAUGGUUUCUGCUCCUACAUUAUUGGACUCUUCAGAGGUUAAGGGUUCACUUCAGGUAAAACUCCCACCUUGAAGCACAGCAGAAUACACCUAAGCAUAAUCCUGUUGUAAUUUUGUUUUAUUUUGAUCCCGGGGGUCUUUCAGGGCUGUGGAGGGAGGUUCUAGGCUCAUUUACUGAAAUCUAACAUGGCAAAGCCUGUACUGUGGUUUCUGAGGGGCUGGAGAACUUAAACUUCAGUGAUGGUUGCUACUUAAGGACUACCUCACAGCCUCCUGUGAGGUUUUCAGUGUGUACUGAGAUGUUUGUUCUAUGUAUUAUUAAUUCUAUGGUAUUUCAGUUCUACCUGUUUAAAUUGGGCUUGUUUUCUGCCUUCUGUUACUCCUUCCCUCUUGUGCUUUCAUAUUUAAGCCAGUGAAGUAAGCCAAAUAACAAAUGCAUCAGCUAGAACAAUUUAAACCUACAUUCAGAAAUUCAGAGGAUAAAGCUUGUUCAUCACAAUGGCUAGUUAAUUAUUAACAAUUUUCACUUUAAGAAGUAGUUCAUAAGCAACUAAAAGAAAUGAGUAAAACCAAAUGGACUGUCUUGGUUUGUGAGUCUGCAAGUUUCUGUGGAGACAAUAGGGGAUUGCAUGCAGAUGCUUGUCUGGCACUUCUCAGGUUUUCAGCCAGGAUUUAAAAAGGCAAAGCCCUCGCAGAACUGGUUGGGUUUAUAUCCACUUCCAUUUCAGCUCAGGAG
Messenger RNA from Melopsittacus undulatus (budgerigar), 1342 nucleotides. It is a transcript of the gene FGFBP2, whose product is annotated as fibroblast growth factor binding protein 2. Gene Ontology annotation, molecular function: growth factor binding. Bases 22 to 648 code for a protein of 208 amino acids. Gene Ontology annotation, biological process: cell-cell signaling. NCBI's taxonomy places the organism in Eukaryota, Metazoa, Chordata, Aves, Psittaciformes, Psittaculidae. The record is from RefSeq and is a predicted model, not a curated record. The transcript has a single exon.